AUGACGCCCUCCGCGGCGUUUAUAGCGUCCUUUCUUGCGCUCCCGCAGCUAUCAACCGCUUUCUACCUCCCUGGGGUUGCGCCAACCUCAUACAAAGUCGGCGACCUUGUGCCAUUAAAUGUCAAUCGAUUGACUCCAGUCGGCUCGCAAGAAGACGGAACGCUUCGCUCCGUGGUAUCCUUCGAUUACUAUCAUCCAGCCUUUCAUUUCUGCAGGCCGGAACCGGCACCCAAAGAUGUAUCAGAGAGCUUGGGGAGUAUACUCUUUGGCGAUCGUAUUAGGACGUCGCCGUUUGAGCUGAAGAUGGCACAGAAUGAGACCUGCAGAACGCUUUGUAGUGAUGUAGUUUACGACGAGAGCUCCGCGCAUUUUGUAAAUCGACGAAUAGCCCAGGGCUUUGCGCUGAAUUGGUUGGUGGAUGGACUACCCGCUGGCCAGUUGAUUGAGGAUGAUGUUACGCAGACAAAGUUUUAUAGUCAAGGCUUUGCGCUUGGGAGUGCCGACCAGAAAGAAAUGCAUCUGAACAACCAUUACGACAUAUUAAUCGAUUACCACGAAACAUCCGCAGGAGAAUAUAGAGUCGUCGGUGUCAUAGUCCAGCCAGACUCGAGACUGAAGCAUGCGGACGGCAACACCCCCGCUCAUUGUGGCAGGGUUGACAGCAACAAUAGAGGAGUGCCAAUCACCCUGUCGGAAACUGAGGAGACCAAUGUAGACUUUACAUACAGUGUGUAUUGGAGGGAAUCUCCGACUGCUUGGGCUACACGAUGGGACAAGUAUCUCCACGUUUUCGACCCCAAAAUCCACUGGUUCUCUCUUAUUAACUCGGCCGUCAUUGUUAUCGUGCUUGUUAUUACCGUCGUCUCUGUACUCCUUCGGACCCUGAGAAAAGAUAUCCAGAGAUACAACCGUCUCGAUUCGAUCAACCUCGAUGACCUUUCAGGGACCUCGGCGGCAGUUGAAGACGGUGUGCAAGAAGAUUCGGGAUGGAAACUUGUGCAUGGGGAUGUAUUUCGUACGCCAAGUUCACCACUUAUCUUGAGUGUAUUCCUCGGAAAUGGUGCACAGCUGUUCGUGAUGACUGGAUUUACGAUCGCUUUUGCGCUUCUCGGCUUCCUUUCACCGUCGAACCGCGGUUCCCUAGGCACCAUCAUGGUCCUUCUUUAUACCGUACUGGGUUUCAUUGGGGGCUAUGUUUCUUCCCGCGUUUACAAGUCUUUCGGUGGUGAAAGUUGGAAGCUCAAUAUCGCCUUGACUCCACUUAUGGUUCCUGGAAUCGUCUUCGCAACCUUUUUCCUUUUGAACCUCUUCUUGUGGGCAAAGCAAAGUUCUGGCGCUGUCCCAUUCACUACUAUGCUCGUUAUUGUCAGCAUAUGGUUCAUCAUUUCCGUACCCUUAUCCUUUGCGGGUAGUUGGGUAGGUUUCCGCCAGCCUGCCAUUCAACCUCCAGUCCGAACCAACCAAAUUCCACGCCAAAUCCCACCUAGCACAACGUAUAUGCGCCCUAUCCCCUCUAUGCUUCUGGUGGGUAUAUUGCCAUUCGGUGCAAUCUUUGUCGAACUUUACUUCAUCAUGUCUUCUAUAUGGUUUAGCAAGGUCUACUACAUGUUCGGGUUCCUCUUCCUAUGCUAUGGCCUGAUGAUCAUCACCUGUGCAGCCGUAACGGUUUUGAUGGUUUACUUUCUGCUCUGUAGCGAAAACUACCAUUGGCACUGGAGAGCAUUCAUGACGGCUGGAGCAUCUGCAUUCUAUGUUUUUGCCAAUGCUCUUAUGUAUUGGAUCACAAAAUUACAACUGGGUGGUCUAGCUGGAAGCGUUCUGUAUAUCGGAUACAGCGCUUUGAUUUCUUUCUUAUUCUUUAUCCUCACCGGUUCCAUUGGGUUCUUUGCCAGCUGGUUGUUUGUACAAAAGAUUUAUGGGUCAAUCAAAAUUGAUUGA
Glarea lozoyensis ATCC 20868 is the source of this 1938-nucleotide messenger RNA. RefSeq lists its product as uncharacterized. The transcript has 2 exons. The coding region runs from base 1 to 1938 and encodes 645 amino acids. NCBI's taxonomy places the organism in Eukaryota, Fungi, Ascomycota, Leotiomycetes, Helotiales, Helotiaceae. The record is from RefSeq and is a predicted model, not a curated record. Gene Ontology annotation, biological process: protein localization to membrane; vacuolar transport. Gene Ontology annotation, cellular component: endosome; fungal-type vacuole membrane.